AAUAUUUAUUUUUGAUGAUAGACGAACUUAGCCACCUGAGUGACCUCACCACAUACUAUAGUGAACUUACCAUGAAACAAUUUAUCGAGCCCGAUGCAGAAUAUGUACCUUUCCGGAAUUUUUUCCGCUUUUUACGUGAUUUGUUGAUGACAGGGAAGGUAAUCGUCUAUUUGGCAGGCAGGACAUCUCAAAUCUCAGCCCGCAUGUCUGAUGCUCGCUCCAGUAGCAUGAGCCUCGAUAUGUUGCGAUUGAAUCCUUUUAACCUCAACGAUAUUAAUGAAUAUCUUGAGCUGGCAAUUUAUAGUGGAAAGACCUUGAAGGACUGGAGGUAUUCCGUUGAUUUUAAAGAAUACUUUAGUAGCCCUAGCAGAGAAGAGAAAGCUGCAAACUUGUCGCAACCUGUUAUCAACGAUGACAAUAUGGAAAGUGUGUUAGAUGAUAUUUUUCACUCUGUAGUACGAAAGACAACAACGUUUAUUGUUCCGGAGAUAUUAGAUUCUGCAACCCUUCUUCGAUAUCAAUUUGUUCUUUUCAAUUAUCAGCUCGGGACAGUUUUUCCAAUCAACUUUGCAAUUACUCUAUGUGGAACGACAACUUAUUUGAUGGAUUUGGUUGCAACUUUUGGGUUUUACUCUGAAGUUUUGGGCGAGGAAUUCAAGAUUGGUUGUUGUGAAUUUAUAUUGCGAGCUCAUAGCAACUAUAAAUUUUUCCGUGAGGCUACUGAACUUUUUCCUUUAUCUCCGUUUAGUUAUAUUCCCGACACUUCAACAUCAAAAGGAGUCUUCUUUGAAUUUGUAUUUAUGAAGAUCUUUCGUUUUCGCUUAUUAACUUUUCUUCAUUCUAAUUCCUCGCCUAUUGUACAUUCUGCUAUUCCAGGAAUUUUCCAGGGUUCUUUUAUUGAACAGGACAGUGUUUCUUAUUCUAUGGAAUCAACAAAAUCUAAUGAUAUACCCAUCUUGAGAAAUGUCUCUGAUUCAUUUUCUGGUCAUUAUAGAGAUUAUUUACAACGUUGUGGUAUUUUUGUUCCGAAAGAGGGCAAUUCGAGUGGCCCUGAUGCAUAUGUUGUAUUCCUUAAUGGACAAACACGUUAUGUUGUUGCAUUUUCAUUUAAAUUUUAUCACAAAACUGAAUUUUCGAAGGGAGAUAUUGAGAAGGAAGCAGAACAAUUUUUCCAAGAAGUUAUUUCCGUUUUGAAUAACGGAUCUCCUUCAUCUGUUCAACUUUGUUUUCAGUUUGUGGUAGUUUGUGCUAGUUAUGGUCGAUCUGUAGGUUUCUCUGUUGAAGAACAUAAUAUUGUUGAAGAUGCAAGUUAUUUGGUUACUGAACAUUCUUCGAGGUCAACUUUGAAUGAAAGUAGUCGAUCAUGUCUGCAAUUGGUAAUUGUUUCCCAAAGGAACCUUGAACGAUUUUUUGGAAUAGAAAAUUUCGAUAUUUUGAGGAAAAUUGACAAGGCAAGCCGAGAAGAGUUUAGUAAAUACUUUUCAGUAUGGUGUAAAACUCUCUUUGAGUCGAUGUCCAAUGAAUAUGUUUCAUCUUUGGAAACGGAGCAAUCAAAUGUUACUUCAAGAGUGACUCGAAAUAUAAGACCGAGAACAAAUGAGGAGAAUAGGAUGCAAAUGGAAGAGCUUCAAACUGCUAUGCAAGUGGAACGAAGUGUCGCAGCAUCGAGUUCUUUGUCUUCGUCAUUUGAUUGGAAUGCUUUCUUAAGAGACCGUUGUGGUCUUUCUGAAGAAGAUGUUGCUUAUUGUCUUCCGAAAGUGGAAGAUAUUGAUAUGGACGAGCUUCCAGCGGUGACCAAAGAAAUUUUAAGGGACUUGGGUAUAGAUAAACCUUCGUUGAGGUUGAAGAUAAGAUCUUCUAUAAGGUCAUAUCUCGCUAACGAACGAUGAAUGUAUUUGAGAGUUUUGUCAUUUUUUCAAUAUGUUUCAUUCGUUGUAUUUGCAAUUCAUAAAUACAAAAUUUUCUUUUAUUCUAUUAUCGAACAUUGGAGAUGUUAACCUGCUUUACUCGAUUUUGAGCAAAUGCUUUCACAGGAGAUAUGGAGUCUUUUAUGUUUAGUGAGUUUUAUUCAAGAAAAUAUUCCACUAAAAGAGAUAUAAAAAGCUAUUGGUAUAAUAACUGGUAUAGAUAGAAUUUAUCUUGAUACCAUAGUUAUGCUGCGACAGGAGAAAGAUAGCGUCGUAAGGAACUUCCGUC
Molecule: messenger RNA, 2196 nt
Organism: Galdieria sulphuraria
Lineage: Eukaryota; Rhodophyta; Bangiophyceae; Galdieriales; Galdieriaceae
Product: archaeal ATPase
Exons: 2
Source: RefSeq, a predicted model, not a curated record